GGGCUCGCGGGGGCUGGACUUCCGGCGUCCGGGACUGUCACUUUGCUGCGGGGCGUGGGGCCACACCGGUGUUGGGGACUGGAGCGCGGCGGGUCCGGGUCGGCCUUCCAGGAGCCUUGGAGACCCGAGGCGAGGGCCGCGACGAGGGCACGAGCGGAGGGCCGCUAGGCGCACGCCGUGGUCGCGGGCGACGGUCGCGCCCCCCGAGCCUCGGUUUCUCCGGGUGUAGCCUGGGCCGCCCUGCGGGCUGUGGGGCGGUGCCCCGCGUCACGUGCUCUCCGACCCCCGGGCGGCAGGGGAGACGGCGUCCUGGGCGUCUGUGCCCUAGUCGGACGGAGAGACUGAGGCCCGGAGCCGGGACGUCCGCGUAUCCGUCGCUUUCUGCGCGUCCCCAAGUACAGGUUCUGAUGGCGACCGCGGCGCUGACGGACCCGGCGCAGGCCCCGGGGUUCACGCCAGUGGAGCGUGCACGUGUGAGAUCCCCGCUUCGGGCAGCCAAGGGAGUGAGGUGUAGAAGGAAGUUCCAAGCGGAGGGUCCCGCACGUGCAAAAGCUGGGAGGGGAGACGGAGCCUAGGUGCUUCGGGAACCGAGCUUCCGCACGUGCGGCGUGGGAGCGAGUGGCCCGAGUGGAGCACAGUCCCAAGGUGUUUGGCCUGAGCACCCAGAAGAACAGAACUGCUGAAUUUGAAGGGAAAGCAGGCUUCAGAGGCCUGAUGGCCUUCGAGGAUGUGGCCGUGUACUUCUCCCACGAGGAGUGGGAGCUCCUGGACACAGCCCAGAGGGCCUUGUACUGCCACGUGAUGCUGGAGAACUUCGCACUUGUGGCCUCGCUGGGUAAGGCCCUGGGUUUUCCACGGGAAGCUCAGCUGUUGCCAGCACUAACCCCGUAUCUCCUGUUGGCCUAUGAGCAGCCUCACACCAGCUGGCUGGUGUCCCUGUGCCGCUGUGGUGCCUCUGUGUUCAGCCUGGGCCCCUUUCAUCUGCUGCUGCCAACACGGUUCUCCUCACAGGGAUUCUCCUCACAGGGGCCAUUGCACUUUUCCUGGCUCUCUGCCUCACGACCCCGGGUAGUCGUCCAGCUUGAGCGUGGAGAGGAGCCCUGGGUUCUCGGUGGGACAGUUGCAACACCAGCCAGGACUGCUCACAGGAAGCCCAGCCCUGCGCCUCCUGGAGGCUCUGGCCUUGGCUUGCCCACCAAGGGGGAGCUCCCGUGGGACCCCAUUCCAGGCACCGGGCACAGCCUUUACCAGGACGCUCCUGGUCCUGCUUUCAUGGAGGUGACCAUGCUAGGGGAGAGGCAGCAGGGAAGCAGAGUUCGUUCCCGUCAUCUGGCAUACGACAGGGUUGUUCCAGGAGAAGCAGAACUGCCAGGGGCCUUCCAUGAUGGCUCCCCUCCAGCACCUCCGAGGGUCCUCCCCUUCGCUGGCAUCUGUGAGCGUGGGAAAAGCCUGGACGGCUGGUGGGGCACCUCCCCCUCUCAGGAGAAAAAACCCACAGGGGUGUCUGUAAUCUACUGGGAACGGCUCCUGCUAGGUCCUGGCAGUGGGGAGGCCAGUGUCAGUCUGCGGCUGACCUCCCCACUGAGGAUGGCCGAGGACAACCCACCUAGGGAGAAGGCCUUUGUGACCCGCCCCAUGCCAGGCAAGCAGCUAAGGGCAUGUGGGGGCCAGAAGCCAUAUGGGCGGGAGGCACCUGGAAGCGCUUUCCCCCAAAUUCCAGAAUUUGAGUCUGGUCUCACCUCCGGGGAAGGAGGAAAGAGUCCAGCUAGCCACAAGCCUCAUGGACUCCCUGCUGGCCAGGAGCCCCCAACCUGGGGUCAGCUGGGCAAGGCCCUCCACACAGGCCCUGGCCUCCUUCCCGGGGAGAAGCCCUUCGAAUGCAGGGCGUGCAACAAAGUGUUCGUGAAGAGCUCGGACCUGCUCAAGCACCUGCGCACGCACACCGGAGAGCGGCCGUAUGAAUGCCCGCAGUGCGGCAAGGCCUUCAGCCAGACGUCGCACCUGACGCAGCACCAGCGCAUCCACAGUGGUGAGACGCCCUACGCGUGCCCGGCCUGUGGCAAGGCCUUCCGGCAUAGCUCCUCGCUGGUGAGGCACCAGCGCAUACACACAGCCGAGAAGUCCUUCCGCUGCAGUGAGUGUGGCAAGGCCUUCAGCCACGGCUCCAACCUCAGCCAGCACCGCAAGAUCCACGCAGGCGGGCGGCCCUACGCGUGUGCCCAGUGUGGCCGCCGUUUCUGCCGCAACUCACACCUCAUUCAGCAUGAGCGCACCCACACGGGUGAGAAGCCGUAUACUUGUGCCCUUUGUGGUGCCGCCUUCAGCCAGGGUUCCUCACUCUUCAAGCACCAGCGUGUGCACACAGGCGAGAAGCCUUUCGCCUGCGCACAGUGUGGCCGCGCCUUCAGCCACAGCUCUAACCUCACGCAGCAUCAGCUGCUGCACACGGGCGAGCGGCCCUUCCGCUGCGGGGACUGCGGGAAGGCUUUUGCCAAGGGCGCGGUGUUGCUCAGCCACCGACGCAUCCACACCGGUGAGAAGCCCUUUGUAUGCGCACAUUGUGGCCGCGCCUUCCGCGAGCGCCCGGCCCUCUUCCACCACCAGAGGAUCCACACGGGAGAGAAACCUGUGCGCAGACCCCGGCGUGGGGCAGGCCUGACCCCCCAGGCCAGGCCUUCUUCGGUGGGGUCAUCAGAGGGCUCACUGGGGAGGGAAGCGGGGUCCACUCCUGCCUCAGGUCCAGCCGCAGUUUCGAAGCCUGCUGAAGCCUGAGUUCACAGCUCCAACCUUCCCCGGCUUGUCGUAAAACACCCGCGUUCCCUGCAUAUCCACGUUUUGGAGAAGACCCGUGUGUGCACUGUGGUUCCAUCUGCACAUGGUGACGAUAUUUGCCAUUUCAGCCACGGCUCACUCCAACCCUAAGUGGUCAGGCUGCAGAAGUAGCAGGGGGAUAUUCUCCCCAUUUGGAUGCUGGGACUUUGGCAGGGCAGAGACUUGGCAAUAGAGUGCCAUUUCAUGCCUAUGAUGACUGUGGGUGCUCAGGUGAGGAGGGGAACUGCUGGAAUGCUGGAGAGGCAGUCCUAGAAGUUUCCCCUGUCCAUGCACAAACUGGCCGCCAGGCCGACCCUCAGGAUAUUCUUCCAAGACCUCACUUCCUCCAAGGCCUCCUGGGAGCGGACCCAGUGGGUAGGAGGUCAUGUGGGGGUCUGGUGUUGACCUUGGGCUCUGUCUUAGCAUCCACCUCUGGGGAAAAGAACAGACGAGAGAGGGAGAGAGAUCCAGGCCUACAGAGGGAUUCUGACAGGCAGGAUCUUGCCAAGGGCCAACAUGUGCCAGUUGCCAGCCCUGUGAGGCGGCCGCUGUUACUGCUAUCCCCACUUCUCAGAUGAGGAAACGGAGGCAGAGAGAGGCGAUGUGAGUUGUACACAGCAGAGCCAGGACUCGAAUCCAGGCCACAGGCCCAGCAUCCAGACAGCUCACCAGUCUGCCCCCAGGCUCUGGCAGCUGUGCUCGGGUCUGCCAGUGUGAGAGCUGGGUGAUGCCAGGCCUGGCCGCCCGCACAUGGCAGUCCCACAGUGGGUGGGCCAAGUAGAGGUGGAGGUCCCUGGGGUGGGGAGAGGGAGACAGACAUCAAGAAUGAUGGCUCUUGAGCCGUGCUCUUUCAUUUGGUUUCUCACCCAAGCCUCAGCAUUGGCCACGUCCCGUUGUUACCAAAGGUACCGCUGCAGGAGCCUUUAUAUCCCCCCUGCCCUGACGAGAGGUGAUCAUAACAACAGGUUUGGAGGAGACCACAUGGGGCUCCUUGGUUCUCCCUGUGGCCCUCAGCAGACCAGGGCCCAUCCUGACCUCAGUCCUCACACCCAGGGAUGUUAGUGGUCUCUUUA
Mirounga angustirostris (Northern elephant seal) is the source of this 3884-nucleotide messenger RNA. RefSeq names its product zinc finger protein 324A-like. The coding region runs from base 715 to 2772 and encodes 685 amino acids. Gene Ontology annotation, biological process: regulation of transcription by RNA polymerase II. NCBI's taxonomy places the organism in Eukaryota, Metazoa, Chordata, Mammalia, Carnivora, Phocidae. The record is from RefSeq and is a predicted model, not a curated record. Gene Ontology annotation, molecular function: RNA polymerase II cis-regulatory region sequence-specific DNA binding; DNA-binding transcription factor activity, RNA polymerase II-specific. Gene Ontology annotation, cellular component: nucleus. The transcript is spliced from 7 exons.